AUGUUCAAUGUGCUUCCUCUUCAGGAAUGGACCAAACUCUAUAUUUCAGACUGCUUCUCAUUGAAUCAAACGCUCUCUUUCAUAGCUCUCUGUUCAGUAUCUGAAUGCAGUCAGCGCCGGUAUCAUCAUAUAAACAUCAAUAUGAACUGGACUGAAGCUCAGAUAUACUGCAGAGAAAACUACACAGAUCUGGCCACAGUCAACAACAUGAAUGACAUGAAUGAACUGAUGAAUAAAGUGAAGAACAGCGGUGUGAAGAAUAAUGAUGUGAGAGUCUGGAUUGGACUGAAGAAUACAGGUGUUUAUAAAUGGAAGUGGUCUAUGGGUCACACUGUGAACUAUACCAACUGGGAAAAUAGACUUCCAAAGGAUGAAAAUAAAUGUGGUUAUAUGAGAAAUGGAACAUGGCAUCUUAAGGGCUGUAAUGAGUAUUUGAGUUUCAUCUGCUACAACGAGAGCAGCAAAGAAUACAUCUAUGAAAAGUCUCAUAAAACAUGGAGAGAAGCUCAGAGCUCCUGUAGAGAUCAUCAUACUGAUCUGACCAGUGUGAGGAAUAAAACUGAGAAUGAACAGAUUAAGACAAUAAUUAAUAAUAAUGAUGAUGAAGUCUGGAUUGGUCUGUUCAGUGAUUCAUGGGAGUGGUCAGAUAACAGUAACUCCACCUUCAGAUACUGGAACUCUGUUGAACCUAAUGGUGGUAAUGAACAAUGUACAGAAGUCCUCAUGAAUGAUCAGGGUCAAUGGAAUGAUUUGGGUUGCCAGUACUUUAACACUUUUGUGUGUCAUGAAGAUAAUCUGAUAUUGAUCAAUGAGACGAUGAGUUGGUCUGAAGCUCUGGUUUACUGCAGACAGCAUCAUGUGGAUCUGGUUUCAGUUGUUUCAGAUGAGAUUCAGCGCUGGGUAACAGAAGUGAUUGAACAUCAGAACUCUACUGCGUCUGUAUGGAUGGGGUUACGUCACUCCUGUAGUGUGGGGAUUUGGUUCUGGGUGAAUGGAGAGCCGGUGUGCUAUCAGAAUUGGGCUCCAGGGAACGAGACAUCAGUAGAGGACUGUGAUCCUAAAGUGAGAUCUGGAGCUGUUCAGCGUGAUGGAGGUCAUCAGUGGAUCAGUCGUCCUGAUACUGACAAACUCAACUUCAUCUGCAUCACACAUGAUUAGGAAUGAUAUGAUAUAUGUUUGUGUUCAUCACUUUCUCUUUAUACUGACUUUAGUUUGGGUUUUAAUACAUAUCAAAUCAAUAUUAUUAUAAGAUUAAACUAUUCUCUUUGGUAAAUCAUCUUUAAGUAAAAUGAAAUGUAUUUUUGGAUGUUAAGAGAAUCAUAUGAGUUUAUGUUAAUAGUUUUAAUAACAGAUGAUUUAGAUGUGUGUUUGUUUAUUGGUUUGGGUUUUUCUCUUUAGCAAUGUCUG
Molecule: messenger RNA, 1407 nt
Organism: Misgurnus anguillicaudatus (oriental weatherfish)
Lineage: Eukaryota; Metazoa; Chordata; Actinopteri; Cypriniformes; Cobitidae
Source: RefSeq, a predicted model, not a curated record